UGGAGGAAGACACAGAGGAGAGCUCAAGAUCUGGUAGAGAAUCUGUGUCCACAGCAAGUGACCAGCCAUCCCACUCGUUGGAAAGACAGAUGAAUGGAAGCCAAGAUAAAGGCGACAGAAAAAAGUCUGGAAAGGAAAAGAAGAAAGAUCGGGAUAAAGAGAAGGAUAAAAUUAAGGCAAAGAAAGGAAUGCUGAAAGGCUUAGGGGACAUGUUCAGGUUUGGCAAACAUCGCAAAGAUGACAAGAGUGAGAAAACUGGUAAAAUAAAAGUGCAGGAAGCUCUUACUUCAGAAGAGGAGAGAAUACGAAUGAAGCAAGAACAGGAGAGAAUUCAAGCAAAAACUCGAGAAUUUCGAGAGAGACAAGCUCGUGAACGUGACUAUGCAGAGAUACAGGACUUUAACCGGACGUUUGGCUGUGAUGUGGACCCAAUGUACGCUGGGAUUGCUUCCUAUGACUCUUCUUCAAAUAGCGGCACGAUAAUGCUGAACACCCGACCACAGAGCCCAAGGGAAGGGCAGACAGUGGAAGCCUUGUAUGCCCAAGUAAAGAAACCACGGAAUUCAAAGUCUUCACCUGUAGACAGCAACAGAUCGACCCCUAACAAUCAUGACCGGAUACAGCGCCUGAGACAAGAGUUUCAGCAAGCAAAGCAAGAUGAGGACGUGGAAGACAGGAGACGUACUUACAGUUUUGAGCAGCCAUGGCCAAGCACCAAGACAUACUCACAGAGUGGCAGACACUCAGUAUCAGUAGAGGUUCAAAUGCAGCGGCAGCGGCAAGAAGAAAGAGAGAGUUUCCAACAAGCUCAGCGUCAGUACAGCUCAUUACCCAGGCAAAGCAGAAAAAAUGCCAGUUCUGUAUCUCAAGACUCCUGGGAGCAGAGCUAUUCCCCUGGAGAAGGAUUCCAGACUGCAAAGGAAAAUCCCAGAUAUUCCAGCUAUCAGGGAUCAAGGAAUGGCUAUAUGGGGGGACAUGGCUUCAAUGCCAGAGUAAUGCUAGAAACACAAGAACUGCUACGUCAAGAGCAGAGGCGGAAAGAACAACAACUGAAAAAAAAAACUUCUUCUGAAGGGCCUAGCAACUAUGACUCUUAUAAGAAAAUUCAGGACCCUAAUUAUACCCCUCCUAAAGGUCCUUUCAGGCAAGAUGUACCACCUUCACCGUCUCAGGUAGCGAGGCUGAACAGAUUGCAAACACCAGAAAAGGGAAGACCAUUUUAUUCUUGAGGUGAAGAAAAUGAAGAUCAACUUAUGCAAUAAGGGACAUUUUCAUACAAAGACUUAUAUUUUGAAAACUUUUUAAACUGAUGGUACUAAGGAAUAUAUCCGUUGUCUGUUUCAGUGCCUUUAAAAACACAGGCAAA
Nestor notabilis (Kea) is the source of this 1366-nucleotide messenger RNA. Its product is annotated as partitioning defective 3 homolog. Lineage: Eukaryota; Metazoa; Chordata; Aves; Psittaciformes; Psittacidae. The annotation marks the transcript as partial. The transcript is spliced from 6 exons. Gene Ontology annotation, biological process: cell adhesion; intracellular protein localization; establishment of cell polarity. Gene Ontology annotation, molecular function: phosphatidylinositol binding. Gene Ontology annotation, cellular component: apical junction complex; apical plasma membrane; adherens junction. The record is from RefSeq and is a predicted model, not a curated record.